UUUUUUUUUAGUUUGCGGUCGGCGAUUAUAACGCUAACCGAGUUCUGGCCAGUCCAUCACGCAUUUUCAUGAUCGACUUUGCUGGAUACGGUUGUGUUUGUGCUGUGAUAAUUAGUAAACAUGAUUUUGUUAUUAGUAUUAAUUGUUCUAGUUUUAUUAUUAAUAGCCUCCUGGAUUAGGUUAAACCGGGAGAGCAAGAGGUUUAAUGUACGGGGACCGUCGCCACUGCCCCUAAUUGGAAAUGCUCAUUUGUUUAUUGUUAAAUCUUCAGAGUUCUUGAAUUUACUUCAUAGAUUGGCCUUAAAAUAUGGCGAUGCGUAUCGAGUGCAUUUGUUCUCACAACCGUACGUGAUUCUAACACACCCUAAAUAUCUUGAGGAACUCGUGCCAAGUAUGGAACACAUAACAAAAGGCAGGUCAUACAGCUUCCUGACUUGUUGGCUCGGGCAAGGCCUCCUCACGUCCACAGGUCAGAGAUGGAAGUCUCACCGUAAAUUCUUGACUCCCGCUUUCCACUUCAACAUUCUGCAAAACUUCCUGCCGGUGUUCUGCAAGAACCAGCGAGUGCUGACAGAGAAACUGAAGAAAAUGGCUGACGGACGCAACGUUGAUUUGUUUCCGAUUGUCGCUUUAGCGGCUCUAGACAAUGUUACAGAAUCAAUUAUGGGAGUCUGUGUGGAUGCUCAGAAACACAGCAAGUCAGACUACGUGCAGUCUAUUGAUGAAUUGUCGAGAAUCGUUUCCAUGAGAAUGCAAAUACCUAUCCUCGGCGAAGAUCCGAUUUUCAAUCUAUUGCCUUACAAGACGAGACAAGACAAAGCAUUGAAAAUCUUGCACGGACAGACAAACCAAGUAAUCAAUGCAAGACGACAAGAACUCAAGAAUUUGAAUAUUACUGCUUUGAAUGCUAGUGAUGAUGUUGGUAUCAGGAAUAAGCAUGCCUUCUUGGACUUAUUGUUGCUCUCUGAAAUCGACGGCCAAAAAAUAGAUGACGAAAGUGUUCGAGAGGAGGUCGACACCUUUAUGUUCGAAGGUCACGACACCACGACCUCAGGCAUCGCCUACACUCUCUACUGCUUGUCAAACCACAGAGAUGUCCAAGAAAAGAUUUACGAGGAACUCCAAACUAUAUUCAUAGAUGACAUGCACAGAGACCCAACGUACCAUGAACUGCACCAGAUGAAGUAUUUGGAGCUGGUGUUGAGGGAGUCGAUGCGAUUGUUCCCACCGGUGCCUAUGGUUGAAAGACGUAUGAUGAGGGACUGUGAGGUUGGAGGCUUAAACUUUUUGAAAGGAACAUCGGUGGUGAUCAACAUCUUCGAGAUUCAGAGACAGCCUGAAUUAUUCGAGGAUCCCUUGGAGUUCCGUCCCGAAAGAUUUGAGGGUCCACUAAAGCAUGCCUUCAGUUGGCUUGCAUUUAGUGCGGGUCCUAGGAACUGUAUAGGUCAAAAGUUCGCGAUGAUGGAACUCAAGAUUACAAUUUCGGAGAUCGUCAAGAACUUCAUAAUUCUACCUUCUGAUCAGGCUCCAGAACUGAGCGCAGACCUUAUUUUAAGAUCACAGAACGGGGUACAUGUCAAACUUAGACCUAGGAAUUAGAAUUAGAUAAUUAGAUAAAUAGGUUUAUGGUAACUGUAAUGUUAAUAACUGAUGAAAUAGUUUUUAAGUAGGGAUUUUAUAUUUGGGACCAGAAAUUUGAAAGGAAAUAAAUAUUUUUGGUAAGGA
Messenger RNA from Trichoplusia ni (cabbage looper), 1725 nucleotides. RefSeq names its product cytochrome P450 4d2-like. Bases 121 to 1599 code for a protein of 492 amino acids. Gene Ontology annotation, molecular function: heme binding; iron ion binding; oxidoreductase activity, acting on paired donors, with incorporation or reduction of molecular oxygen. NCBI's taxonomy places the organism in Eukaryota, Metazoa, Arthropoda, Insecta, Lepidoptera, Noctuidae. The record is from RefSeq and is a predicted model, not a curated record. The transcript is spliced from 11 exons.